AUGUCGAACCUCACGAGAGCAUUCACCCGGCGCAAUAAGCGCCCGGAGGUAUCUGCGCCCAUGCCGUAUCGUGCUGAAGGCCAUGUGCGACUGAAUUCGGGAGCUAUCAAGCGUGGAAAUAUUUCUGGCCCAGUUCAGCUGUUGUCCACCACCAACAUGCUCGCCUACAAUGCCCCAGAUCUUCACUCGGCCGUUUCUACGUCUUCGUCGUCUUCGUUGCGCUCUGACUCGGACGCUGUUUCCCCGCAGAGCUACGCUUCGUCUAUGACUUCGCCCGACGUCUCUCCAUACGAGAGCUUUCCCGUUGAGGCGAAUCCUAUGGCAUCUUAUUUCCCGAAACGCUCAGCUACCGUGACCAGUCACCCGCGUUCCUCGACCUCAUCCUCUCAGUCAAAUACGGAUGCCCCGGUGAUUCCCAAGCGUGCUUUGUCUCACACAAAGCGUUCUCAUCAGGAGCUCGCUCGCAACCGUUCCGUCUCGAGGAUGUCUCCACCUCCUUUGAACGCCCCACGUAGCAACCCUGCUGUUCGGGCAUCCCAAGACUUCUUCCAGCCUGAGCCGCAUCCAUUCAGCAAAGAGCUGGAGCAAGUGAACGAGGUUGCCGAGGAAUUCGGUGGGUUGAAUCUUCUAGAUGAUGAAGAGCGCAUUUUGUAUGAUAAGGGGCUCAAGAAGUUCUCUGUCGAAGAUUAUCUUGUGGAGAUUGAAGACCUCUAUGGCAGCAUUUUUGAGGACAAGCCUGGACCUUUGCACACUACAACUUGGUUCUAA
Penicillium nucicola is the source of this 768-nucleotide messenger RNA. RefSeq lists its product as uncharacterized. The coding region runs from base 1 to 768 and encodes 255 amino acids. NCBI's taxonomy places the organism in Eukaryota, Fungi, Ascomycota, Eurotiomycetes, Eurotiales, Aspergillaceae. The transcript has a single exon. The record is from RefSeq and is a predicted model, not a curated record.